AUGUUUGGAAAGUCUGUUGAGCAGAGAUUUGAAGAGAUUGAAGUUGAAGAGGUUAGAGCUAAACGUCAAGCUGAAAUUGAUGCUGAAAUGAAGUUUAAAGGAAAGGGUGUUGAAGGUGUUAGUGAAAUUGCUGAAAGAUCAAUUAUUCCAUCUUCUAUUUCUGAAUCACCUAUUCAGAAUCCUCGUCCAAUAUCUGUUGUUUCCGGUAUUUUUGAAGAGGAUGUAUUGAUUGAUGAUGUUAUUAAUGAUGAGGAAGUUGUUGAUGAGGAUGAUGACGAAGAGGAUGAUGAUGAAGAUAAAGUUGAUGAUGCAGAUGAUGUAUUCUCUGCAAGUAGUCACAGUGAUGAUGAUGAUGAUGAUGAUGACAAUGGUCAGGGUGGUACUGGUGUUAAAGUUACUGAAGCAUCGAGUGAACAAAAUGUUAAUGAUUUUCUUCACGAUGAUGCAAAUGAAGAGCCUGAAAGUGCAGAAGGUGAGGGGGAGCACGUGGAUGAUCAAAAUGUUGAUAAAGUUGAAAAGUUGAUCCUUCGUUUAGAGCCUGAGGUAGAGGAAGGAGAAAUCAGGCAUACAUACACAAUGGCUGAGAUUAUAGAGUUGACAAGGAUUGAUGAUCCUAACUUCAAGUUUGACUUUGAAGAUGAAUUGAAUGCGUUUGAUAUCAACCAACAGCCUGAAUAUGAGUACAAGUAUGUUGAUGAAGCCGAUAACUAUGAUAGGGUUGAGGUUGAGGAUUGUACUGAUGACGAAAGUGUGAAUGAAGACACUUCAAACUUUCCAACUCUGGUUGAAUUUUUCAGUCAAAAGAACGUCGAUGAGUUGAGAAGAAAAUUUUCUGAAUGUCUGAAAGACACGAACUUUGAUGGUACAGUGAAAGAUGCUCAGAAGGAAGAAAGAAAGAAAUGGUUUCGAAAGUGUAAUGAACGAAAGUUUAAGCGGCCAUUGAAGUAUUAUAAAAGAGAUAGAGAUGUGUCACUGGGGGAUAUCAUCAGUUGGGGAUUCUUGCCUCAAGUGAAUGUGUAUGCUAUUCGGAGAGAAUUUGGAGUGCAAUACUUUGAGUACAUUCAGGAUAUUAUGACCUUACCAUGGUGGGAUGUCGAAGAGUUGUCAAAGGUUAGAACUCUAGAUUAUCCAGUUCGAAAGCAUGAUGUACCCAUCUGGGGUUUAAUGAAGUUUGAAGCUUUCAGAGGUUUCAAACACUGGAAACCUCAUUAUCCAAAGAAAGUGAGGAGAGUGAAUCCUGAAACUGGAAAUGAAGAAACGAUCUUGCAUGUGAAGAAGCCUAGAGUUAUAAAGAACAUUCCAGUACCAAAGAUGGAGCAAGACUUUCAUAAGGGGUUCUUGUACUGGGUAUACAGCUGUUUGUUGACUGAAGCUGUGAUCACCUACAGAGCUGAGAAUGAAAUCAGACACAUCUUUGUGUAUGAUCCUUUAUGGUUGGUGAAUUGCUCGGCGAAAGACAUUGAAUGCUUGUUUGUUAACAAAAUUGGGUUUAAAGUCGAAGAUAAAGAUCAAGCCAUGCAAUUUCAGAAAGUUGUUUCUAUCUGUUUCCAAAAAGGUAUCAAUGCUGAUAGUAAAUGGACGUCUAAGUGGAGAGAGAUUGAGAAAGAGGAAGCGUUGAAAGCUGAGAAGAGAAGAAAGGCCCGUGAAGAAAUAGAUAACAUGUUAAGACAUACUGUUAAUCAAAGAAUGGCUGCUGAAGAAAAGAAAAGAGUUGUCACACCCCGACCGCGCACAGAUGUUACAAGAGUUGAAGAGAACGAGAAGCUUAGGAAGAUGUUGCUGCGAAAGCCUAAGCAAAGGGAAGAGAAAUUCAAGUCGCUGUGA
This is a messenger RNA of Helianthus annuus (common sunflower), 1824 nucleotides long. Its product is annotated as probable serine/threonine-protein kinase kinX. The coding region runs from base 1 to 1824 and encodes 607 amino acids. The record is from RefSeq and is a predicted model, not a curated record. Lineage: Eukaryota; Viridiplantae; Streptophyta; Magnoliopsida; Asterales; Asteraceae. The transcript has 2 exons.